Messenger RNA from Pieris macdunnoughi, 735 nucleotides. The record is from the annotation of a GenBank genome assembly. Lineage: Eukaryota; Metazoa; Arthropoda; Insecta; Lepidoptera; Pieridae.
AUGCAAACAGAAUCUAGUAGUAGCUCAAGCGAUAGUUCAUCCAGCUCAAGUGGUGGAUCUAGUUCAUCAGAUUCCGAGACUUCACCAGACGAUGAAUUGAAUAAUGAACGUUUAACAGCAGUGGUUCAGUCCAGGGUGAAUAUAUUUCCUACAAUAGCUAAUUGCAUCGAAGAUUCUCGCUAUGAUUCGAUUGAGCCAGUACCUUCAACUUCACGUUCUACAGCUAAUACACCUCCAAGUUCUUUGAAUCACAAUGCAAAGAAAUUUUUGAAUGAUUUUGGGGCAUGGGAGAUCUGCAAAGGCAACGAGAUUUUAUUUUACGCCAUAUUUCCGUCAUUGAACCACGAUAUUCAUACAAGAUGCCUAGAUAUAACUGAUGCCUCUAUCCGAACUGUUCUUCAAAAGAAGAAGAAUUCAUGUGGCAUGUUAGAUUUGGAUAAUCGUGAAAACGAUAAGGUAGAGCUGAAGGAAAAGUUUGAUAGGCAUUUAACAGAGAAAGAUUUGUCAAGGCAAAAUAAAGAAGAUGACAAAAGAUUUACUCCUGAUAAUUGUAUUGUAUUAGUUUAUGAUUUUCAGGCUGCUAUGCCCUGUCCUAGAGGAGAUGCAUCAAACUUUUAUAACGUAUCGAAAUUAAAUACGUAUAAUUUCACAAUAUGCGAUAUCAAAUCUAAAGACACUGCAUUUUAUGUCUGGCAUGAAGGUGAAGCUAAACGUGGUGCUACAGAAAUAGGAUAA